Messenger RNA from Metarhizium brunneum ARSEF 3297, 801 nucleotides. RefSeq lists its product as uncharacterized. NCBI's taxonomy places the organism in Eukaryota, Fungi, Ascomycota, Sordariomycetes, Hypocreales, Clavicipitaceae. Gene Ontology annotation, molecular function: RNA polymerase II cis-regulatory region sequence-specific DNA binding; DNA-binding transcription factor activity, RNA polymerase II-specific. Gene Ontology annotation, cellular component: nucleus. Gene Ontology annotation, biological process: regulation of DNA-templated transcription. The record is from RefSeq and is a predicted model, not a curated record.
AUGCAGCAGUGGCAGGUCGGCCCUGUGCCGGAGUAUGUUUACGCCAACUCCACCCAUCCCCCCAACGACAUGCACAAUCACCCCUACCAACCCGAUAUGGCACGCCGAACCGAGCAGCGCAUGGAAUUCCCGUACGGAACUCCCCAGUCGGGAAUAACUCCCCAGCAGCAGCAGCAGCAGCAUCACCCUACUCCGGUCCAGCCGCCGAUGAAUGUCCCUCAACCUCCAAAUGCCUCAGCUGCCCAACAGCAGGCCGCGACUCCCACGCCAGCACAAAGUCGCCAGCGAAAGCGACCUGCUCCAAAUACUGCCCCAUCGCCGGCUACUGUAACGCCUGCUGCUCCUGUUGCUGGAGCUGGAAGCCAAGUUCAACCUCCGGCUCCCACUCCUCCCACUCCUCAGACUGCUCCCUCGACAUUGCAGCCACAGGCUGCAACAGAAGAUGCCAAGACGACGCCUGUUCAGCCGCCUCCGGCCAAAAAAAGCCGUACUAAUACCCCAUGGACGCCGCAAGAAGAACUGCGGCUCAAACAAAUGCGAGACUCGGGUAACAGUUGGGCAGAAAUUGCCAAGACAUUUCCCACCAGAACAGAAGGUUCAGUCAAGAAGCAUUGGUACAAGGAUAUGCACUAUGCCGAGUUUGCAGAAGAUGAAAGCCAGGCCUUGUUGAACGCAAUCAAGGAAUACGAAAACAACAAGUGGAAAGUGAUUGGCCAAAAGGUCGGCAAGCCGGCAAAGGCAUGUGAACAAUAUGCCAAAGAGCACUUCCCUGAUCUGUUCGCAAACGGCAAGGGCAGGUAG